Molecule: messenger RNA, 2647 nt
Organism: Poecile atricapillus (Black-capped chickadee)
Lineage: Eukaryota; Metazoa; Chordata; Aves; Passeriformes; Paridae
Gene: FAM124B
Product: family with sequence similarity 124 member B
Exons: 3
Coding region: 742-2007 (421 amino acids)
Cellular component (GO): nucleoplasm
Source: RefSeq, a predicted model, not a curated record
AAUUGUGUUGUUCAGAGCUCAUCUAGAGAAUGUCAAUGUUUUUGAGCGCUUGCACUCUUCUCUUCACUUUCUUCCUGCAACUGUCUGAAGGCUGGAUUUUGUUGUCUCCCUCCCCUCAGCAGUUACUUGCUUGAAGAGUUGCAGAAUAGCUUAUCUGUGUGCCCCAGAAGGGUGGGACUCACAGAGAUCACAGGCUUUUUACAAAGAGCCAAAGCCAGCCUGCCGACUAAGAGAAAAUUUGCUGAGGGUUUCAGCCCUGAGUGCCACAUGGGCUUUGCAAAAGCAGCGAUUGCACGGGAGGGACUCAGCUGGGUCCGGGGCGGCCGCUUCCACUGCCAAGAGACAAGUGAGCAUCGCCUCGUCCUGGAAAAUCACUGCUGGUGUUCCAGUGCUGUGCAUCUCUGCUGUCCUGUGUGGUGAACGACAGGAGCAGGAGGACACAGAGCUGUUUCUGGACACUUGGGUCGCAUGUCCUCAGUGAUGAGAGCUCCAGAGCUGGGAAUGAGCCUGGAGCCGAGCUCCGCUGGGAUGUGACCUGGGACCGCUCGCUUAAAGCCUUGUCACUCUGCACCUGCCCCUCUGCACGUUCCCUGUGCUCACCCACGUGUUUUAUCAGGUUACUGCAAAGCCUGCAGCAGUCUGAGCUCAUUGUGUUCAAGGCUCAGAGUACACCCCUGUGUUCCUGAGACAGAGUUAAGGGAAAGCACUGAUUUGUCUCAUUUUUUGACACGAGUCUUCGCAAUGGAUGAUGGAGCAGAGUCUCUGAUGACCGUGCAUCUCCUCACCCAUUUGGGACACUCAUUUCCUCUGCGGCAAACUCUGGAUCGCCUUUUGGAGUGGCUCUGCCUGGACAUUCGCCUUUUCCUGGUGUCCGAGAGAAUUCCCCCCCUGAAAUACUACGAGCGAUACCGCAAGAGGAGCUGCAGCUUCCCUGGAAUAUCCAUCCUCCUUUUUCUGCACGAGGACUUGGGAGAAGAACGGAUUUUCCAGGUCCAGGAGCAGUUCCAGCGCCCUCCCUGGCGGUACCAGCGGGUCCAGUUUGCUGAUGGGCAAAGCCCCCCCUAUGCCCCAUCCCACCAGGAUUUCUAUGGCCUGGAUGAGCAGCUGCCCGUGUGGGGCGUCAGGCGGGCGCCCCGCGGCCCCGAAAUCCUGCGCGUCACCCUCUACUGCAGCUUUGACAACUACGAGGAUGCAGUGAGGCUCUACGAGAUGAUCCUCCAGAAGGAAGCCACUCUGCAGAAGAGCACUUUGUGUGUCUUCGUGCUGCACACCACCCCGCACGUGGCCGUGCAGCUGUGCCUGAAGCAGCUGCCCAUCGGGGUGGCCGCCGAGCCCAGGGACUCGUCAGCCUUGCAGUUCAGGGUGCAAGAAAUCGGGCAGCUGGUGCCCCUCCUUCCCAACCCCUGUGUUCCCAUCAGCAGCACCAGGUGGCAAACACAGGACUAUGAAGGAAAUACGAUUCUGCUCAAGGUUCAAAGCAGCUGCAGGACCCUUGAAAGAAACAUCGGGCUUUCCCAGCAGCACAAUGUAACAGGCAGUGGAAAAAUCCCGCAGGACUGUAUGCCAGCCCCUCUCUCUGGAAAACGGGGUAAUGCUGGGCGGAGGAGCCAGGAGGUCAGAGCUCUGAAGAGUAAAGCAAACCCUGAGCCCAGUGAAGCCGCUGUCUCUGGGCAAGCCGGCGGUGAGCUCCGGAGGCGCUCGGGCAGUGCCCGCGGUGCGGCUGCAGCCCGGCCGCGCUGGGAGGCGCCUUCUCUGGGCAGGCAGGGGGCUCCUCUCCCGGAGAGCCGCGGGCCCCGGGCCGCAGAGACCGACGUGGACACCGGGCUGGCCGUGGGGAAUCCCGGGCGCUGCCCGCGGAGCCGCCUCCCCGGGGCCCUGCGGAGCAGCCCCCGGCAGCCGCCGCGCCCCGGGGCCGGCAGCGACAAAGCGGAGCUCGGAGCUCCGCGGGCCGGCCCCGCACACCCAGCACAGGACGAGGAGGAGGAGGAGGAGGAAUUCUUUAUAUGACUGAAACCGAACGUGCCAGAUGGACUCGCCCUUCCCAAAGGACGGCGGAGCGCUUUUGGAUGUGCUGUGAGCGCUGCUGCUCGGCGUGUACCUCUGCAGCUGUGGCACCCCGCCAGGGGUCACCGGGGCAGACACUGAAUUCCCGUGGAGAGAUGCUAAGGAGGGUGCGGGAAAAAUAACACUAUUUACUGAAAGCUGUUGUUUUGUUUUGUUUUGUCUUAAUGCACAAUAGGUGAGGGGCAUGUUGUGCACUGAAUAGGAAUUAGCCACAUGACUCCUACAGCUGUCCUAAGAUGCUAAAAAAUAGACAGAGACAGUGACAUCUUCAGACGGGUUCUGAAGGUGCAGCUUUCCUGGGCUGCCCAAGCGGCUGGAUGCCCCCAAACCGUGGGGACUCACCAUCCCUUGCCAGGACAUACUGGAACAAGGUCGUGGCGUGGUCACAGCAGUUAUGCUGGUUUUCCUUUGUGUUCCUUGUUUCCUCUGUUGCUAGUAUUUAAAAUCUAUCAAUGUUGCCAAUUUUAUGCAAUAUUUGAAACAAGAAUAUUCUUUUAAAUGUCUCAAGAAAAAUAUUUCUAGCGAGACCUUUUUCCCAACUCAGCAGAGUACAUGCAAAAACCACACACUUGAAGAAAAGUGC